AUGACUUUGUAUAGCUGCUGCUUGAUUCUUUUGCUAUUUACCUGGAACACAGCUGCCUAUGGGCCAAACCAACGGGCACAGAAGAAGGGAGACAUUAUUCUCGGAGGAUUGUUCCCCAUUCAUUUUGGAGUGGCUGCUAAAGACCAGGAUCUAAAAUCAAGACCAGAAUCAGUGGAGUGCAUAAGGUAUAAUUUCCGAGGCUUCCGCUGGCUCCAGGCUAUGAUCUUUGCCAUAGAAGAAAUAAACAGUAGCCCAACUCUCCUUCCCAACAUGACCCUUGGAUACAGGAUAUUUGACACUUGCAAUACAGUCUCUAAAGCCCUCGAGGCCACACUGAGUUUUGUGGCCCAGAACAAGAUAGACUCCUUAAACCUGGACGAAUUCUGCAACUGCUCAGAACAUAUCCCUUCCACCAUCGCAGUCGUGGGGGCAACCGGCUCUGGCAUCUCUACCGCUGUGGCCAAUCUGCUGGGACUCUUUUACAUACCUCAGGUCAGCUAUGCCUCAUCCAGUCGUCUCUUGAGCAAUAAGAACCAGUUCAAGUCCUUCCUCCGCACAAUCCCCAAUGAUGAGCAUCAGGCCACGGCAAUGGCAGACAUCAUCGAGUACUUUCGCUGGAACUGGGUGGGAACAAUUGCAGCUGACGAUGACUAUGGCCGGCCAGGGAUUGAAAAGUUUCGGGAGGAGGCAGAGGAGAGAGACAUCUGCAUUGAUUUUAGCGAGCUCAUUUCCCAGUACUCGGACGAAGAGGAGAUCCAGCAGGUGGUGGAGGUUAUCCAGAACUCCACAGCAAGGGUGAUCGUUGUUUUCUCCAGUGGCCCGGACCUGGAGCCCCUCAUCAAAGAGAUCGUCAGGCGAAACAUCACCGGCAAGAUCUGGCUGGCGAGCGAGGCAUGGGCCAGCUCUUCCCUCAUAGCCAUGCCAGAGUUCUUCCGCGUCAUCGGCAGCACCAUUGGGUUUGCACUGAAGGCAGGACAGAUCCCAGGCUUUCGUGAGUUCCUGCAGAAGGUGCAUCCCAAGAAGUCCACCAACAAUGGCUUUGCCAAGGAGUUUUGGGAGGAGACGUUUAACUGCUAUCUCCCCGAUGGGUCCAAAAGUUCUCCAGCUUCAACUUCCUUCCACAAGGGCCAUGAAGAGGGACUGGGAGCUGGAAAUGGAACGGCUGCCUUCCGACCUCCGUGCACAGGGGAUGAGAACAUCACCAGUGUAGAGACACCAUACAUGGACUACACGCACUUGCGGAUAUCCUAUAAUGUGUAUUUGGCAGUAUAUUCUAUUGCCCAUGCCUUGCAGGAUAUAUAUACCUGUACCCCUGGAAAAGGACUCUUCACAAAUGGAUCCUGUGCGGACAUUAAGAAGGUUGAGGCAUGGCAGGUUCUCAAGCAUCUGCGCCACUUAAAUUUCACCAAUAACAUGGGGGAGCAAGUGGAUUUUGAUGAGUUUGGGGACCUGGUAGGGAAUUACUCAAUAAUCAAUUGGCAUCUCUCUCCGGAGGAUGGCUCAGUCGUCUUUGAGGAGGUUGGGCACUACAACGUUUAUGCCAAGAAAGGGGAGAGGCUCUUUAUCAACGAAAACAAGAUCCUAUGGAGUGGAUUCUCUAAGGAGGUGCCUUUCUCUAACUGCAGCAGGGACUGCCUCCCGGGCACCAGGAAGGGCAUUAUUGAGGGAGAGCCCACCUGCUGCUUCGAGUGCGUGGACUGCCCCGACGGGGAGUACAGUGAUGAAACAGAUGCAAGCGCCUGUGACAAGUGCCCUGAGGAUUACUGGUCCAAUGAGAACCACACAUCCUGCAUCCCCAAGCAGAUAGAGUUUCUGUCUUGGACAGAGCCCUUUGGGAUUGCUCUGACUCUCUUUGCUGUGCUGGGAAUUUUCCUGACUUCUUUUGUCCUGGGAGUCUUCACCAAAUUUCGCAACACACCCAUCGUCAAGGCCACAAACCGGGAGCUGUCCUACCUCCUCCUCUUCUCCUUGCUCUGCUGCUUCUCCAGCUCAUUGUUCUUCAUUGGUGAGCCCCAGAAUUGGACUUGCCGUCUGCGGCAGCCAGCUUUCGGCAUCAGCUUUGUCCUCUGCAUCUCCUGCAUCCUGGUGAAAACCAACCGUGUCCUGCUUGUCUUCGAGGCAAAGAUCCCCACGAGCCUCCACCGAAAGUGGUGGGGCCUCAACCUCCAGUUCCUCCUGGUCUUCUUGUGCACGUUCGUGCAGAUUGUCAUCUGUGUGAUUUGGCUCUACACAGCCCCACCAUCCAGUUACCGAAACCAUGAACUGGAGGAUGAGAUUAUCUUCAUCACCUGCCACGAAGGCUCCCUGAUGGCCCUCGGCUUCCUCAUUGGCUACACCUGCCUCCUGGCAGCCAUCUGCUUCUUCUUUGCCUUCAAGUCUCGAAAGCUGCCUGAGAACUUCAAUGAGGCCAAGUUCAUCACGUUCAGCAUGCUGAUCUUCUUCAUCGUCUGGAUCUCCUUCAUCCCUGCAUACGCCAGCACAUACGGCAAGUUUGUCUCUGCCGUGGAGGUGAUUGCGAUACUGGCUGCCAGCUUUGGGCUCCUGGCCUGCAUCUUCUUCAACAAAGUCUACAUCAUCCUCUUCAAGCCCUCCCGCAACACAAUCGAGGAGGUGCGCUGCAGCACAGCCGCCCACGCUUUCAAAGUGGCCGCCAGGGCCACACUGAGACGGAGCAAUGUGUCACGCAAGCGCUCCAACAGCCUGGGGGGCUCCACCGGCUCUACCCCUUCCUCCUCCAUCAGCAGCAAGAGCAACCACGAAGACCCUUUUCCUCUCCCAGCUUCCGCCGAGCGGCAGCGCCAGCAGCAGCGUGGGUGCAAGCAAAAAGUCAGCUUUGGGAGCGGCACAGUCACCCUGUCGCUGAGCUUCGAGGAGCCGCAGAAGAACGCCAUGGCCAACAGGAACACCAAGCGCAGGAACUCCCUGGAGGCCCAGAACAGCGACGACAGCCUGAUGCGGCACCGGGCCCUGCUCCCUCUGCAGAACAGCGAGCCCCUCAGCAUUGAGCCUGGGUUCCAGGCAGCUUCCAGCCCGGACACCAGCUCGCAGGAGUCGGUGGGGGGAGACACCAAAGAAGAGGUACCAAGCCCUGAGGCAGAGCCUUCCCUGCCAUCGGCUAACUCCCGAAAUUUUAUAGGCGCUGGAGGUGGCUCUGUCACAGAGAACACAGUACAUUCCUAA
Egretta garzetta (little egret) is the source of this 3180-nucleotide messenger RNA. It is a transcript of the gene CASR, whose product is annotated as calcium sensing receptor. Gene Ontology annotation, cellular component: membrane. Gene Ontology annotation, biological process: detection of calcium ion; intracellular calcium ion homeostasis; G protein-coupled receptor signaling pathway. Lineage: Eukaryota; Metazoa; Chordata; Aves; Pelecaniformes; Ardeidae. Gene Ontology annotation, molecular function: G protein-coupled receptor activity; calcium ion binding. Bases 1 to 3180 code for a protein of 1059 amino acids. The record is from RefSeq and is a predicted model, not a curated record. The transcript is spliced from 6 exons.